Moneuplotes crassus is the source of this 1234-nucleotide messenger RNA. Lineage: Eukaryota; Ciliophora; Spirotrichea; Euplotida; Euplotidae. The record is from the annotation of a GenBank genome assembly.
UUCUCGGCCCAUGUGAGCAACCUAAUUAAUCCCCUAGGCGAAGAGCACUUAAGAAGUUACUUAAGUCUAAAGGCUACAAGAGAUCUAGUGGCAGUUUUCCCCAUCAAGCUCUUAAUCUGAUGAAAACAUUGUCUAAAGUUAAUGAUGCAGAUAAGAAAAAUGUAAACGAACUAAGCCCACCAAAAGAGAGGCAUGUGAAGUCUAUUGAAAACAGGCCUCUCAGUCCUUUCUCCCAAAUAAAGCAUGAUGUUGAACAAUUUAGAUCAACCUUUAGCUGAAAGGUAGAUGCAUUUCUAAGUAAAACCAAAUAAACCAGAGAAAUUGAACUUCAGCGAGAUCUCUCAAAAACCACUCUUUAUAGUCAAUAAGGUAUCUCCUGCCUCGAGGCCAAAGACUAAGAUGAAAUCUCCUGUACUGAAUAACCUUAUGAAUCAUCUUAAGACUAAAGUAGCAAAGAUAGCUAAAUUUGAGCACUCUGUUUUCGUCCCCCAUUCGAUAGAUAACUCAGAAGAGCAGAUUAUCGAAGGAAAUGAUGUUGACUUAACUAAACUUAAUGCUAAAUACAUAUCAGCUAAAGGUUUUCCCCAUAUUAUUAAGAAAAAAUAGGAGAACAAAUAAUCAUCUUAAACCAUCUUUUGACAAAGAUAGAAGUUCACUUGAUCUACAGCAAAAACUUCUUUCAAUGACAGCUUUGAUGAAGAAGAAGUCUCAAAUCCAAGAGACGAUAGGUCCUAAGUCUGAAGUUAAAGAGAAAAUAGUUAUAAGAUCUCCACAGUUUGAGGACCGAGAUUCUUAUUUUGCUCCAAGAAUAACACCUUCUUCGAAUAUCUCAGCUGUGAAGAAUUUGAAAGUACAGAGUAGCAGCAAAUUUGGGUCUAUCUAUUCUUCAGAGGUUCCUAUGAGCAAGGGUAGCUGAAUAUCUCCAAAUCCAAGAUCCUUUAUGUCUUUCGAGCCUAUCAGUGUCAACUUUACAAGCCCGAGAGGUAAUUUAUCCAAAAUUAAGGAAGAUUUUUCAACACCAACGGACUAUUAUGGCAGUAUUGGCCGACCUCAGAAGUUUCUGAGCCCGAAUAAUAUCAGAGUAAAGCUCUACUUGGACCAGAAGAACGAAACAAGAGAGACUAAGCUCCAAAGCUUAUUUAAAAUUGGGUCUAAAAAAGCUCGUAACUUCAGAACUAGAAAGAGAGUAUGCUUCUAAACCUGCAGCUUGAACAAUCUCGUACAUAAAAUUUUG